Messenger RNA from Anguilla anguilla (European eel), 663 nucleotides. It is a transcript of the gene snrpg, whose product is annotated as small nuclear ribonucleoprotein polypeptide G. The transcript has 4 exons. The record is from RefSeq and is a predicted model, not a curated record. Gene Ontology annotation, biological process: spliceosomal snRNP assembly; mRNA splicing, via spliceosome. NCBI's taxonomy places the organism in Eukaryota, Metazoa, Chordata, Actinopteri, Anguilliformes, Anguillidae. Gene Ontology annotation, molecular function: RNA binding. Bases 121 to 351 code for a protein of 76 amino acids. Gene Ontology annotation, cellular component: SMN-Sm protein complex; catalytic step 2 spliceosome; U12-type spliceosomal complex.
AAAGAAGGCGGCGAAUUAGGAGGUAGUUGUUCCGGGUUAUUCAGUUGUGCCAGUCGCAUGGUCAGUGUGAUAUCAAACCUGUAGCAAGUGUUACCUCCAAAAAAAAAAAAGCAAAGUAAAAUGAGUAAAGCACACCCUCCAGAGCUAAAGAAAUUCAUGGAUAAGAAGCUUUCGCUGAAACUGAAUGGUGGUCGCCAUGUGCAGGGAAUCUUGCGUGGCUUUGACCCUUUCAUGAACCUGGUUAUGGAUGACUGUCUGGAGAUGGCCUCUGGAGGGCAACAGAAUUCUAUCGGCAUGGUGGUAAUAAGGGGAAACAGCAUCAUCAUGUUGGAGGCUCUAGAGAGAGUAUGAAGGCAGUUUGGACCCAUUGGGAUCACUGUCCAAAAGGGGUGAACAGUGAUCAUACCCUGCUUUUUUCUCAGUUGUAUAACUACUUUUUAUAACUUGAAACCCAUAUAGAACACAAACUGUCACCUCUCUUUAAUUAUUGUUUGUUGCUUCAGAAUCUUUUUAUGAGCUAGGUACCACGCCUUGUGAAUGAUCAGUGGACUUUGAUCAUUUAUCUUUUUCAUAUUUGCGAGAAACAUGCAAGAUGUGUUAAAUAGUGGAAAAAUGAUUGGACAAUUCUAAUUAUUUGCCUGUAAUAAACUGGUAUCUCUCUGG